AUGAAGAAAUAUUUGGGGAUCAUCCAACUGUAUCAAUAAGAGAGGACUGACAAUUAAUUAUUCUCAAUAAAAGUGUAACUCUCACUUCAUAUCAAACUUUUGAACUUGAGUCUCCAGAUAUUUUUAUUGAUAUAAUUCAAAUCAUAGAUAGAGAUACUUUUGUCAAGAAAUAAAACUUGGAAUUCAUCAAAAUUGUAUAUCUUUCGAAUAUCUAGACUGAUAAAAUCCUUGAUUCCAUUUGAAAAGACUUUCACUUGCAAAUAAAUGUAUUUUUUCAUAUCAGUAUUUUAUUCUCAUAACUACAAGUCCCAUUCAAGAAGGAGGUGGCAUUCUACAUUUCUUUUCAAAAACCAUUGUUUUCCCAAUUCAAAUUCUCCAAAUGGAGUGGAAGGUAAAAAGAACUCUCCAGGACUUUAUCCAACUCAGAAACGUACUUUCAGCUGCAUUUCCAGAGUAAAUUGUAAAAAUUAUUCUCUUAUUUGGAUUUCUUCCUUUCCUUACAAUGAUAUCUAUGACUAUGAUAUUCUUAUGAAGUUAAAUAGCAAUGUUUUCAAAAUCCUGGAUGUAAUGCUCCUCUUACCUUAUUUAGCUAUUCCUCUAAUUUACAAUAAAAAACCCAUUGUGAGAACUAUUUUAUCAAGUUUACUCUUUAUCAUACAAAAAUACCUAGAAUAAUUUGCUAAAUUUACUUUUAAGGAUUAGUAGAAUCUAGGCUUAUUCGAUAGAAAUGAUCUAAAUAUUGUGCAAUUCUCUUCCAUCAUAUAAUGA
Messenger RNA from Paramecium tetraurelia, 768 nucleotides. RefSeq lists its product as uncharacterized. Lineage: Eukaryota; Ciliophora; Oligohymenophorea; Peniculida; Parameciidae. The record is from RefSeq and is a predicted model, not a curated record. The transcript has 2 exons.